Amoebophrya sp. A25 is the source of this 1057-nucleotide messenger RNA. The record is from the annotation of a GenBank genome assembly. Lineage: Eukaryota; Dinophyceae; Syndiniales; Amoebophryaceae.
AUGGACAUGGCUGGCGUUACUUGGCUUCAAGUGUUUUAUCAAUUAAAGGCUGCGCCUGAAUUGGCACACGUCCGCUUCCUCGGCUUGGGCGAUGUCGACUUAUUCUUUUCUAAAGAGGGGAAGAGAUUCUCGGAUGUCUUUCACGGUGCCGUCUGGUAUCAUCCAUCCUCGACACUAUCUAGUGAUUGGAUCCGGAUACCGAUAAAGUUCUGCGGAGGGAGCGUUUUGGCCGGGAUGUUGUGACUUGCAUCUCUCGAAUUUUGGGUAGAACUAUCUACAAUACCUGAGAAGUGCAAUAAUAGACUACUCGAGUUUCUUCUGCUACAAAUCGCGCUGUCGCUCUCCGCUUUGUUACCUUCUAAAUUCAGGGUAUCAGUAGUCUGGUGUCCUAUGUAUUUAUUACCUUCUAAUCACUGUUCCGUUGUUCGACGUGGUUGUUCUUGGACUUGCGGUUCCCGCGGCGGUCGGCUUGUCCAUUUCUAUGAUCCGCAUAUACGCUAAGAUUUUGGUCAUCCACGGCGAUCUCAGCAAAUGUGGCGGAUUUUGGAAGCAAGGCUCGUCAGCUUCACGUUCUCACUCGUCCCGACAAGCAAGUACUCAAUCAACUGCGACAAAGACUGCACCUACUAGCGGAGUCGGUGUCGAACAUCAUGAGUUGUCGAAGUCGAACGCAAGACUUGAAGCGGCUUACGUUGACCAGCCUGUAGUUACGCCCUUCAAAUUUCUGUACGCGCUCCGAUGGGUGUGUGAGCAAUCCUCCACUUUGGAGGUGAGUGGAGAUGCGAAAAAUGCACUCACGGAAAGAAUCGAGAGGAGUUGGAAAAACGAUAAGUACGAUAAUGGCGUGAUUCAUAUUAUCUUUGGCUUCAUGGGCGACCAAAUAGCCCUUUACAUGUACAUCUUCAUGACCUUCCUCUACGACUGGCUUGCAGUUUGGAAAUACGUGAUGUUUCAAGUUCAUCUUUUUCUCAGGGCUAUCACCGAGAAGAUAAGCCACGCUCCAAUCGUGACCUUGUUUUUGUACCGUGCAGCGGAUGUGGCGCGACGGGGGAAUUGA